AUGAAGAAGGUUGAAGAGGCAGAUCGUUUGGUUACCGAACUUAAUAAAGUAUUAGAUGGAGCGGCAAUUGUUGCAAGACCUACAAUUAACAAAGAUCUCCAUCUAUUUGGAUUAGAUGAUUCCAUCUCCCAGGAUGAAAUUAAUUGGAAAAUAGCCGAAUACGGCGGAUGCAAGAGAGAAGAAGUUAAAGUGGGUGACAUAAAGCCCAUGAGAAAUGGUCUCGGAAUGGUAUGGCUCAAAUGUCCUCUUGGAGUGGCAGUGACUGUAGCUAAAAUGGAAAAAAUUAAGAUCGGUUGGUCAAUAAUCAAGGUCGAACUGAUCCAUGCAAGAGAGAAGCAAUGCUUCAAAUGUUGGAGAUUCGGGCAUUUGAAAUAUAAUUGCACUUCAAACAUUGAUAGGACCAAGUGUUGUUACAGAUGUGGAUCUGAGGGACAUUUAGUGUCUGCGUGUUCCAAGGAUACACAUUGUAUAAUCUGUAAAGAAAACAGAAAAGACGCAAAUCACAGGAUGGGCAGCAUGUAUUAA
This is a messenger RNA of Camponotus floridanus (Florida carpenter ant), 525 nucleotides long. RefSeq lists its product as uncharacterized. The coding region runs from base 1 to 525 and encodes 174 amino acids. Lineage: Eukaryota; Metazoa; Arthropoda; Insecta; Hymenoptera; Formicidae. The record is from RefSeq and is a predicted model, not a curated record. The transcript has a single exon. Gene Ontology annotation, molecular function: nucleic acid binding; zinc ion binding.